This is a messenger RNA of Platichthys flesus (European flounder), 4045 nucleotides long. It is a transcript of the gene b4galt6, whose product is annotated as UDP-Gal:betaGlcNAc beta 1,4- galactosyltransferase, polypeptide 6. Gene Ontology annotation, biological process: carbohydrate metabolic process; glycosphingolipid biosynthetic process. The record is from RefSeq and is a predicted model, not a curated record. The transcript has 9 exons. Lineage: Eukaryota; Metazoa; Chordata; Actinopteri; Pleuronectiformes; Pleuronectidae. Gene Ontology annotation, molecular function: UDP-galactose:glucosylceramide beta-1,4-galactosyltransferase activity. Bases 455 to 1603 code for a protein of 382 amino acids.
GCGGCAAGGAUUCCUUUUAUUAUUAAUGAGCCGACUGAAUGCGAGAAGCCAGGGCGGUCCUGUCCACUGCAUUGACAACCUUUCAUUGACAGCGAUUAAAUCUACACUGUUGUCAUCGUUACCAUAGAAGACUACCACGACUAUCGUUGAGUAGGAUUACUGCCGAACUUUCAGCCCGCACUGUUACGGUUUCAACAUGCCCAACCGGCAGUGCCCCAAGAGGCUAUGGGUUGCCUUUUAUUGACGUUAUAGCCUGCUUUUUCCAUCUGGAAAUUACUUGGCAGGGGAAAGCAGACAGGCCAAGCUAGCGUUAGCCUUCUCCGUGCUGCAGUCCUGGGCUUUUACAUGGCUUACUGUUGAAAUUGUUGUGCAACUAUUCCUUCCUGGACAUCUCAAAACCAAGAAGUAUUUUAUGGGAUUCACUUCGGCGAAGGAGAAGCGUGCCUAAGCUAAAAUGGUGAACUGGAGGCGGCUACUACGAAUGUCCAACCGAUCGUUACUGGCCUUCAUAUUCGUCUUCUCCAUGUCCACCACUUGUCUCUACUUCAUUUAUGUGGCUCCUGGAAUAGCCAACACAUACUUCUUCAUGGUGCAGGCUCAGGGCAUCAUGUUGAGGGACAAUGUAAGGACCAUUGGCCAGAUGAUUCGAGUGUACACCAAUACGAACAGUACAGUCAAUGGGACAGACUAUCCUGAUGGCAGUAACUCCAGUGAAUACCUGGUCCAGCCAACUUCAUAUCUUCCCGAGAACUUCACCUAUACCAAUUACCUUCCCUGCCCUGAGCGAUUGCCUUCUAUGAACGGCCUAAUGGAAGUGAACAUGACAGAGAUCCCUAUGGAGGCUUUAGAACUAAAGUUCUCCAAGUUUUUUGACAUUGAAUUCGGAGGGCGUUGGAAACCAAAGGACUGCAGACCUCACUGGAAGGUAGCCAUCCUAAUUCCAUUUAGAAACCGCCAUGAACAUCUCCCCAUUCUCUUCCACCACCUCAUCCCAAUGCUGCAGAGACAGCGGCUGCAGUUUGCCUUCUACGUCAUUGAACAGAGUGGGAGCCAACCCUUUAAUAGAGCUAUGCUCUUUAACGUGGGAUUCCUAGAGGCAAUGAAGGACGUGGAGUGGGACUGCUUUAUCUUUCACGAUGUUGACCACAUCCCUGUGAACGAUCGAAACUAUUACGGCUGUGGUCAGAUGCCACGCCACUUUGCUGCCAAGCUGGACAAAUACAUGUACAUUCUUCCAUACAGUGAAUUCUUUGGUGGUGUGAGUGGACUCACUGUGGACCAGUUCCGCAAGAUUAAUGGCUUUCCCAAUGCCUUCUGGGGCUGGGGAGGAGAAGAUGAUGACUUGUGGAACAGGGUUCACUAUUCAGGUUUCAAUGUCACACGUCCAGAUGGAGAGAUUGGCAAGUACAAGUCUAUUCCUCAUCACCACAGGGGAGAGGUGCAGUUCCUUGGCAGGUAUAAACUGCUGAGGUAUUCCAAAGAGCGGCAACACUUAGACGGCCUCAACAAUCUUCAUUACAGCCCCCACAUCUCCCUCAGCAGCCUCUACAAGAACAUCACGGUCGACCUGAACCCUGAGCUUGUCCCUAUCCAAGACUACUGAAUUGCCCCGCCCAGCCCUACUCCACACCCCAACCUGCCCAGCUCAAGUCUGGCCUCCUAGCACCAGGGGGGACAUAGGCAGGGAGGGGUGAGGAGAUGCAUCAUGUAGUGCGGCCAAAAUACCUAGUAAGAAAACUGGAAAAAAGGAGAGGUAGUAGCAAGUCUCUCAAAGUUUGUUUCUGUUUUUGUGCGUGUGCGAGUGCAUGUCUGAGUGCAUGUCUUUUUGUCAAUAUUGGCUGAACCGUACAAGUUGGUCUAGGUUAGGGAGAGAGGCAGCAACUCAGCUCUUGAUGUUUACUGCAGAGCCUUAAUGUGGCAAAACCACAGCUCCCUCUGGGUGGCUCAGCACUGCUUCACUUCUUAUGUAUUAAAGUCACCAUACAAGCCAAAAGACAGGUUUUUGUCUCACUUUCUUUUCAUUUCAUGUUGUUAGGCAAACAUAGUCCUUUUUAAGAUGAAGGAUCAGAGCAAAGUCAUCUUUAAUAUUUGCAAUUUGUGUUUUUUAUUUCGAUCUAUACUAUUUUCUCUGAUUCAGGAUGUUUGAAAAUGUCGUCUACGUCAAUCAAUGUAAUUUGCUGUUUUGCUGCACUGCUGUUGAAUCCGCAUGAACAUGUAUGUUAAUAGUAGCCUCUUAAAGCUUGAACACAGCACACAAUAUGUUAAUGUGGGCCUUUAAAUGCUCAGGCAUAUUUCAAUGAUAUUCCAGUGGAUUGAAUUUUAUUUCGGCAGCUACCUUCUUUCUGAGUAGUGAGUGUUUUUUUCCUAGUAGAAAGGUAUCCAAAUCUUCUGAUUCAACAAUAUAUAUCGCAUGCCUUAUUUACUUUGUUUACAAAAUUGUGCUCAUUUCAAACUACACAUUAUUUCCUCAGCUGGAGAUGUGUAUAUUUGUGUAUAUUAUUUUGCUUUUUUCCCCCCUUGAGUUGCACUUUGUGAAAAAGUAAAGCUGCUCCUUAAUGGGAGAUCCUGACUUAGUCUCUCCUCCAUUACUUUUUACAGGGAGCAGGGUUAGCGAUCAAAGCACAAGUGUGUCCACACAACAUUCUUUACUGCAGGUUUAUGGUCCUAGGUGUGUGUUAAUAUAUAUUUUUCUGUCUCAGAUGUAUUAUUAUUUUUACAAAUAAUUUUGUAAUAAUUUUGUGCUGGACAACGUUAAAAGCUCCUCCUUGUACUCUACCAAGAACUGAGCAUGCAAUUUGAGGCUAGCCCGUGUGUCUGGUCUGUGGCGUUACCUUGUUUUGCUAAGCUCAUGUAGUAAAAUAUUUUCAUACUUGAUUGAUGGAAAUCCUCUUAAAUGAUUGAAAUAUCCUCAGUACCACAAUAGCUGAAUGACAAUGGGAAAAUGAUAGGGAAGGAACUUCAAGCCUAAAAGAAUAUCUGGUUGAACUGAACAGGGGUAAAUGUGUCGCCUCACCCGCACCUUUUUAAGUAAGUGUAAUUGAACACUUUUAGCAAUCUCAAAGCUGCAGCAACUAGCAUCUGCAUUAACCCCCCACCACACCUAGAGUGGAGGAGGCCAGAUUAAUGAAAUAAUCCCCCCCUCGCCCCUCAAGUCCGAUGAUCCUUUAAUUUCAUUGGAUUUCAUGAGUUUAAAUGGACAUUUAAUUCUCUUCGGAAGAUUGACUUUGUUCUGUUUGCAUUACAUUUUUGGUUUAAAUUAUGAAACAGUUCUUUGAUCAGUCUAUUAAUUGAAUCAAUCUAAUCAUACAUGCACAAAAUGUACUGAGCCCACCUCAAAUGUUUAUAUAUCUUUUAUGUAAAUGUAUUGCCUUUUGGCUGUUGGUCAGACACAAAAGUAAUUUGAAGAAAUCACUUUGGAAAAUUGGGAUUGGCAAAAUAAUUGACUGUACAAAAUUAUCAGCAGAUAGAGUAAUAUAAAUGUAAUGUUUUCUUUUUAAGUAGCAAAGCUGUGAUUGAGCUCACUGUGUAACAAGACAAGUGUCAUAACCAGAAGUAUUAAGUUUGCACCCCUUUUCACAGAACAGGUUUGGUUAUGCCUCUCCAAAUGUCAUUUGGAGUUGCGUAUAUUUUGAAGUCUUAAACAGGCAGAAAUUGUGUAAAAAGAGUUGAGAAGCUUUGUAGAAUAGAUAAUAGAUAGGUAAAGGUAAAUAUUUAAUAUCUCUAAAGGUAGAUAUUAAAUAUCUACCUUCAGUUUAAAAUGUAUUGUUUUUUAUAUUUGAAAGCACCACCAAACCGAUACUUCAAACUUUUUAAGAAUUGCUGUCUUAAUAUCAAAGUGGACAUCGCUUGUCAAUCCUAUCCCAACGUUACUUUCCUUUCCUAAAAUUCUUGAUGCAGCCAUGAUUGUAGUAUAUGGAUCAGAUUAGACUGAAAAGCUGAUUCUGAUUCUCCUUACUAAUUCUGGUUCUUAUGGGUUACAACUUUUAAAUACAAAAUGUUUGCAUCAAAGAGGCUGAAUGCACAUUAAUAAAAGAAUUGCCACUUC